GAGAGUCUAGUAAUUACAGUUGGGCGUGCGAGUUGUCUGAAACUCGGUCUAAGGAGCUCCUUGGACUCCCCCAGAGAAAGGAAUCAUCAACAAAGGAAACAAGCUCCCAUCUCUCUGUUGGAAACCUUUAAGUCAAAGGAUGAGUCUGCAGUGGACUGCUGUUGCCGCCUUCCUCUACGCAGAGGUCUUUGCUGGGUUGCUUCUCUGCAUUCCCUUCAUUCCCCCCAAAAGAUGGCAGAAGAUUUUCAAAUCCCGGCUGGCUGAGUUGGUAGUGACCUAUGGCAUCACCUUCUUUGUGGUUCUCAUCAUCAUCCUUGUGCUGUUGGUCAUUGAUGCUGUGCGUGAGAUCCGAAAAUAUGAUGAUGUGACAGAAAAGGUGAACCUCCACAACAAUCUGGGUGCCAUGGAGCACUUCCACAUGAAGCUUUUCCGUGCUCAAAGGAAUCUCCAUAUUGCUGGCUUUUUCUUGCUGCUGUCCUUCCUGCUUAGACGCCUGGUAACUCUCAUCUCCCAGCAGGCCACGCUGCUGGCCUCCAAUGAAGCCUUUAAAAAGCAGGCAGUAAAUGCCAGCGAGGCAGCCAAGAAAUACAUGGAGGAGAAUGACCAGCUAAAGAAGGAAGCUGCUGAGGACAGAGGAAAGUUGGAUGCUGGGAGUACUGAGGUGAAGUUAGAGGAGAACAAGAGCCUGAAGAAUGGCCUGAAGAAGCUAAAAGAUGAGUUGGCCAACACCAAGAAAAAACUAGAGAAAGCUGAAAACGAGGCUCUGGCCAUGCAGAAGCAGUCUGAGGGCCUUACCAAGGAAUACGACCGCCUGUUGGAAGAGCAUGCCAAGCUGCAGGCCUCAGUACGUGGUCCCUCGGACAAGAAGGAGGAGUGA
Molecule: messenger RNA, 877 nt
Organism: Cricetulus griseus (Chinese hamster)
Lineage: Eukaryota; Metazoa; Chordata; Mammalia; Rodentia; Cricetidae
Source: RefSeq, a predicted model, not a curated record